Messenger RNA from Symbiodinium necroappetens, 3030 nucleotides. NCBI's taxonomy places the organism in Eukaryota, Dinophyceae, Suessiales, Symbiodiniaceae. The record is from the annotation of a GenBank genome assembly.
AUGGUGUGGCAGUUGCUGCCACUCCAUGCGCUCGAUGAAGAAGUUGUGCCACUUCCCUGUGACGGAGAUGCCCCCAUCGGGCGGCGCCCUAACAACUUCCUCGUGUGUCCUCAUCUUGCAGUGAGUGGGACUCACUGCAUUCUGCACUGCAGUGCUGGCCGCCCUCCUGAAUUUGAGGACUGCAGCACGAACGGCAGCUUCGUGAACGACAAGAAGCUGCAGAAGGGCCAGAGGUGUCGUCUAGCCGAUGGAGACAUCCUUUCCCUCACCAAACCACUCGAUGCAGAGGUCGAGGCGAAGGAUGGGGUGGAGCCGGGCCCUCGCAUCCAGUACAAGCUGGUCUUCCAUGGAGAGCUCGAAGAGCCCAAGGAGGAUCUCGGUGAGAUUCCGGCAACGGCGCCUGAUGCAAAGCGACCUGAUGCGGUGGCACAGGGGGAGAACCGCUUUGCCCAUUAUUUGUCAAUUCAGGAGCAGCAGAGCAAAGCAAAGCUCAAAGCUGACCUGCUAGUUUCCCAGCGCGAGCUGGAUGAAGAACGUCAACGCGUUGAAAAUCUCAGCCUAGAGCUGCGCAAAGUCCGCCAGCAGGCCGAGGAGGAGCGGCUUCGACGCGAGGAGGCCGAGGAAGCCCAGGACAAGCUUGGUGAGGAGGUGGAGGCGCUCCGGGUAGAGGCACGCCAGCUGAAGGAGCUAACCGUCGCACACGAGGAACUUCGAGGACGUCACGCAACUUCUGAAAAGGAGCUGGCCGAGCGAAGCCGGCAAUGCGAGGAUCUCGAGGCUCAGCAGCAGCAGUUGCGUCAGGACUUGACACUGGCUGGCGAGGCACAGCAAAAGUUGCGACAGCAACUGGCUGAGCUGCAGGUCUGCGCCAAGCAAGUGCAGGAGUGGGCGGAAAGGCUGAUUCGGCAGCAGCAGCUCGAGGCUGAGCAGGAUGCUGAGCGCGCAAGCGAGGAGGGCCAGCGUCUCCAGGAGGAGCUCCAGGUCAUCGCUUCAAGCCGCGAGAAGCUGGAGGCGGAUGUGUCGGCAAGCAGAGAAGCUCUCGCGAAGGCGGAGGCAGAUGAACGAAGCGCGCGUUCGAAGCUGGACGAUGUCACAGCCAAGCGAACAGAGCUGGAAUGUCAGGCGGCAGCUGCGCAGUCCGAUGCCGAGACAAAGAGGAAUGCGUUCAAGGUCGCUGAGCAGCGCUCUGCCACAGCCCGGGCCUUGCUCACGCAACUUGGUGAGGUGGGCAAAGGCCUCUCCAGCGAACCGGGCCGCAGGCUGGAGCUGUGGGACGAGGUUCUCCAGGAGGGCCUUCCUGGCGCUGCCAAACCCUUGGAAGAGGCCCUGGCGGCGACCUGUCGCGAGGAGCCAGUUCCAGAUGGUCAGCUGCGAGUCCGAGAUUCCGAGCUAUCCUUGCAGGAAUGUAUCAACUUCCUUGGAGAUGCCAACGAUGCCCGUGCUGCGCGAAAAGUUGAAGAUUUGGUGCAGUUCUACAUCCUGCCACCGGAGCCACGCUGGCUUCCGGAUGGCUACGACGACGAUGACGUCCAGGCCAACCGUGCUGAGAUUCCCAGCCUCCUCGAGCUGCUGGAUAUCAAACGCCGGGUGCAGCCCUCCAGUCAUUUCAUUGCCCUGCACCUCUCAGCGGAGCUGUGGAUUGACGGUCCGUCGCAUGGUGCAAGCCGAAAGAUCUGGCGUGUUGUGCCCACACGCCCGCCUCGACGCUCGGGGCUGGUCUUUGUGCGUGGAGAGAAGUUGGAGGACAUGGCCUUGAGCUCGGAAGAUGCGAUUGGUCGAAGCCCCACGGAUGGGGACCGGGAGAGGGACCAACGAAUGGAUGAUACGACCACAGCCAUCCACCGAGUGCAUGAAAGCAAUAGGCAACUCAAGCCGGACAGGGCGGACCCCUUCGGCAUGCAGGCACGUUUGGCGAUCGCCCGGCAUCCAGUCUGUCCACUGCGAAGUCUAGCAGGACAGAAGGAGAAAGAUAAUUUUCAACUGGAGUCAGGAAUACAGAACAAGGUGGAGGGUGACAUGUCGGAAGCCUGUGCAGACAUCAGGGAGUUAAUGAAGCUGCUGAAUGGCAAGGAUGAAAAGCCUGAGACUGAGACUGAGCGGAAGGAGCGGAAGGAAACGCUCAGGAAGCAGCUCAAAGAGUUUGUAGCACACAUGGAGAAACCCGAGGACGUGGUCGGAAAGUUGUUGGAGGAUAAAUGUAUUGAUAGAGCGGCUGAGCUGACGGUCUUGGCCAAGAUCUACAGCCGCAUGGCUUCCAAUAACCGCGGCUCUGUGAGGCGCUGUGCAGCCUACCCCCGGCUGGUUGAUUGGAAGGCCGUCAAAUUUCUUGUGCAUGGAAGCAUUGCUGAGGCGAAGUAUGUCCUCUAUCCCAUGUUCUUGUUCUUCUGUUGCUUUGCUCUGCAAAGCUUUCUGCUCCAUGUGACAACAGCCCUCUACGUGCGGUACAUGGACCGUAUCAAGGACGAGCUGGAAGAGUUGCAUUUGCGGUCCAACCAUUCCGUCGGCCUCUCCAAGGUAGAAGGUGGUGAAAUGUUCGAUCUUGUGUCACACCUGUUUGUUGCGACGGAGAUGUGGCGUGCAAGUCUCGAGAAUUUUGUGAUCAACCAAGGGAAACGGGUCCGGGAUGGCAACGUGAAGAUCCCAAUGUUUAUUUUGGACCUUUCCGGCAUCAUUCCGGCCGGCCUUUGCGUGCUGACAUUUGGAGCUUCAGCUUGGCUCGACCGAUUCCACAUUGGGCUGUGGUACAAGACCUUCCUUGUUGCCUGCUGCAUGGCAAUCAUGAAAGGAAUCCUCGAUCUUGUGACGGUCCUUCCCGAUUCCAUUGGCUGGAAGCAGUUCCCUGGCUCCAUUUUGGGUCUAACGACGAGGCGAUUGCGGAAACGUGCCUGGUUUAGCAACUUCUGGGCAACCUUGUGGCAGGCGGGUCUUGCAACAGCACGUUUCAGGAGAAACGAACGCCUGCCGUUGCUAAAACAAUUGGUUUGGCGCUGUCCAGUGCCCGGAUAUCCGAUGCAAGAGUGGGCACAGUGA